Messenger RNA from Cryphonectria parasitica EP155, 1051 nucleotides. Its product is annotated as NAD(P)-binding protein. Lineage: Eukaryota; Fungi; Ascomycota; Sordariomycetes; Diaporthales; Cryphonectriaceae. The coding region runs from base 48 to 989 and encodes 313 amino acids. The transcript has a single exon. The record is from RefSeq and is a predicted model, not a curated record.
CAUAAUUACACCAAAUUAACAAACUUCAAAAAGAAAGAAUCAUAAUCAUGUCUCCCAAAUACAACAAUGUGAUCGUCUUCGGCCCCACGGGCGAGGUGGGCGGCGCCGCAGCUCUCGAAGCCAGCCAGCGCGGGGCCUCGGUCUGGCUCGCCAUGCGCCAGACCGACAAGCCAAUCGCGGCCCUUACCACGGCGCAGGAGCAGUCUGGAGCCUUCCACCGCGUGCAGGCGGACCUCAGCGAUGCGGCCUCCGUCAAGGCGGCUGUCCAGCAGUCGGGCGCCAAGACUGCCUUCGCAUACGCCAUGCACGGGGGCCCGUCGAUGGAGCCUACCUUCACGGCCAUGAAAGACGCCGGCAUCGAGCACGUCGUCCUGCUCUCGUCCUUCACCAUUCACCCAGACGAGGCCCUGUCCGACGUUCCCCCGGCAAGGUUCAUCCCGUACCUCCACGCGCAGGCCGAGCUGGCGAUCGAGAAGGCAGGAAUCGCGCACACGGCGCUGCGCGCGGGCCAGUUCGCCAGCAACAUCUUCAAGAACAGCCUGGAUCGCAGCAAGACGCCGUGGGAGGCCACGCUCGUCUCGGGCAAGGCCGCCGGCGACAACAUCUCGCCGGCCGACAUCGGCAAGGUCGGCGGCGCGGUCCUCGUCGACCCGCCUGUCGCCACGGGCAAACAUGUCAUCUACGUGCUCGGCCCACAGCUGUCGACGGACGCAGAGGCGGUCAGGGUGGUCGAGAGGAUCUCUGGGCGUGAGGUGAAGGUAAACACGCGCACGGCUGCAGAGAGGGCGGCGGAAGCGAAGAGGGCAGGGCGGCCAGAGGUCAUCUGUAAUUAUUUACAGUCGUUUUGGGAGAAUGACGAGUGGUGGCAGAAGAAUGGCGCUCCGUUUGCUCCUCUGAAUUACGCCGAGGAGGCGGGCAAUGUGAAGAAGUACUCAGGCCACGAGCCUGAGACUUUUGAACAGUAUGCAGCGAGGUUUCUUGGAGUUUGAAUAGGCUCUGUGAGAAGGUAUUCUCUUGUUAAUAUAUGAUGAUGAGGUAUACUGAAUUUUAU